UUGGUGGCUUUCUCUUUCUAAUGGUUUGUUUUCUAUCAUCAACUUGGAAGAUUGCUCAGAGGAACCGAGUUUGAGGUCUGAACGCAAAGAGAUGGCGGGAAGUGGAACAUACCUGAUGGAAGCGGCUCUACCGUUUCCGGUGAUGAUCGCCAUGGAGUGUAUCAACGUCGGUCUCAACACUCUUUUCAAAGCCGCCACCGCCUCCGGCAUGAGCCACCAUGUCUUCGUCGUCUAUUCUUACUCCCUGGCCGCGCUUCUCCUCCUCCCUUCUCCCUUCAUCUCUCGCAGAUCCAGGCGUCUACCACCUCUGAGUUUCUCUGUACUUUCCAAGAUCGCGCUUCUCGGACUCAUCGGUUCUUCUUCGCAGAUUAUGGGAUACACAGGAAUCAAUUACAGUUCUCCAACGCUUGCUUCCGCUAUCAGCAACCUUGUUCCUGCUUUCACUUUCAUCCUCGCCGUCAUUUUCAGGAUGGAGAAAGUGGUAUUGAAGAGGCAUAGCAGUCAAGCCAAAGUGAUGGGCACCAUAAUAUCCAUAUCAGGUGCCUUUGUGGUCACUCUUUACAAGGGCCCAAGGAUUGUUUUGUCUUCAGCGCCCUCGUCGCUUUCUCUUCAUCAUCCAUUGGCCUCUUCCCACUCUAAUUGGCUCAUUGGCAGCCUUCUCUUGACUGCUGAAUACAUCUUGGUUCCCCUUUGGUACAUUGUUCAGACAAGAAUUAUGAAGGAAUACCCAGACGAGGCAACAGUGGUCUUCUUCUACAACUUAACAGUGGCCUUCAUAGCUGCCAUUGUUGGGGUGGUUUUAGAGACAGAUCCAAGCGCUUGGAUUUUGAGGCAACAUAUAGCAUUGGCCUCUGUUUUAUGCUCUGGACUUUUUGGAUCAUGCUUGAAUAAUACAGUUCAUACAUGGGCACUCCGCUUGAAAGGACCGGUGUUCGUAGCGAUGUUUAAGCCAUUGUCGAUCGUUGUUGCCAUCGUAAUGGGUGUUCUAUUUCUUGGUGAUUCACUAUAUCUUGGAAGUGUUGUUGGAGCAUCCAUAAUAUCCAUAGGGUUUUAUACUGUGAUGUGGGGAAAAGCAAAGGAGGAGAGGGGCGUUGGAGAAGAAAAAGAAGAAGGCCAUACCCAUAAUCUUAGUGGUAACAAGGAAUCACAUGAAGAUCAGAGAGUACCUCUUCUUGGAAGCUACAACACACACAGACACAGUGCAGACAAUGUAUAAAUAUCCAACUUUUAUUCACCAUCCAAGCUAUGGCUAUGGCUAAGCUUGGGAGGAAACUGUACCAUUUGUAGCAUGCCGUAGGGUAGUAAUGAAUGAAGGGUUAAUUUAAAUG
Messenger RNA from Cucurbita maxima (winter squash), 1328 nucleotides. RefSeq names its product WAT1-related protein At3g28050-like. The transcript is spliced from 7 exons. Gene Ontology annotation, cellular component: plasma membrane. The record is from RefSeq and is a predicted model, not a curated record. NCBI's taxonomy places the organism in Eukaryota, Viridiplantae, Streptophyta, Magnoliopsida, Cucurbitales, Cucurbitaceae. Gene Ontology annotation, molecular function: transmembrane transporter activity. Bases 92 to 1216 code for a protein of 374 amino acids.